UCUGAGCCGGCCUGGCGCGGCGCGGCGGGGGGCUGGCGGCCCCAUGGGGCGCGCCCACACUUGCCCCCCGGGCUCGGGAGUAUGAAGUAGGGGCCUGCCAUGGGCACGGGAUCGGCGCGGGGGGCCCGAGGCACAGCGGCGGCAGGACACGGGGGGGGGUUUCUCUUCGCCUGGAUCUUGGUCUCAUUUGCCUGGCAUCUGGCCUCCACCCAAGGAGCUCCUGAAGAUGUGGAUGUCCUCCAGCGGCUGGGCCUCAGCUGGACGAAGGCCGGGGGUGGCCGGAGCCCCGCACCCCCCGGUGUUAUCCCUUUCCCAUCCGGCUUCAUCUUCACGCAGCGGGCCAGAUUGCAGGCCCCCACGGCCACAAUCCUUCCCACCGCCCUGGGCCGGGAGUUGGCGCUGGUGUUAAGCCUCUGUUCGCACCGCGUGAACCAUGCCUUCCUCUUCGCCAUCCGCAGCAGGAAGCACAGGCUGCAGCUGGGCCUGCAGUUCCUUCCCGGCAGGACACUCGUCCACCUGGGGCCCCGGCAGUCUGUGACCUUCGACCUGGAUGUGCAUGAUGGGCGCUGGCACCACCUGGCCCUAGAGCUGCGUGGCCGCACGGUCACGUUGGUGACCGCCUGUGGGCAGCACAGGGUACCUGUCCCAUUGCCUUCCCGUAGGGACUCCACGCUCGACCCCCAGGGCUCCUUUCUCUUGGGGAAGAUGAACCCUCGUGCUGUCCAGUUCGAAGGUGCACUCUGUCAGUUCAGCAUCCAUCCCGUGGCGCAGGUCGCUCAUAAUUACUGUGCCCACCUGAGGGAGCGGUGUCGACAGGUGGACACAUAUGGUCCCCAGGAGGGAGCCCUCUUCCCCUGGGACUCGGGCCCAGCUUUUGCUUUGCAUCCUGAACCAGCCUUGCUUGGCCUGGGAAACCUGACCAGGGCCCCAGCAACCCUGGGGACCAGGCCUGUAGGCAGGGGACCCAUGGUGACUAUGGCCCCUGCCAUGCCCACCAAGCCCCUGAGGAUUGUCUCCCCAGAUGUCCCCCAACACAGCUCUGCCCACCCACUGGUACCUGCCAAGCAGUCAGCCAGGAAGACUCCUUCCGCGUCGCCUUCAGCCUCUUUGGCUGGCUCCACCAGGAUUUUUCAUCCAGCUGCUGCCCAACCACUACAGAUCACAGCCACUAGUCCCACCACACGUCCGCCCACCGUACGACCCCCCACCAAACCUUCCGCUUCUGCCCUUUCAGUCACCCCUGUGAGAAGCCCCCAUUCAACCCAGAAAACAGCCGCCCCUUCAUUCACAAAGCCUGUUCUACCCACCCAGAAGCCGGUGAACCGCUCCUCCCACCUAGCACCUUCCAGAGCCUCUAGUCCCACAGUCAGGCCUGUCCAGAAGACCCUCGUGACACCCCGACCUCUAGCACCCAGCCCCCGGCCCCUGCACCCCACUGCUGGCUUAUCGAAGAAACCCACUAUUCCCACAGUAGCAGAGGCUAAAUCCAAGACGACCAGUCGGGCCAGCAAGCCACUCUUGGCUCGCACCAGUGCCCCUAGAACUCUUCAGCAAACUGUUGUGUCCUCGUCCCCUGUUCCCUACCUGGGCUCUACGAGAGCCUCUCGGACACUGGCUACGGCCCCUCCGCUGGGCACUGGAAAUCCUAGAAUGGCUCCUCCCACGCGUGACUCUGCUCCAGCUCCUGCUGGAAGCAAGAAAUUCACAGGACUGGAAGCCUCCAAGAAAACCAGACGCAAGAGCAGCCCCCGGAAGCCCAUGCCGCCCAGCCCUGAGAAGACAGCAAGGGACACCCCACCGAGAGACCUGACCACCCAGUCCAGCCAGCUGUCCUCCCCAGCCCUGGUCCUUGCCCCAGCUCACCUCCUGUCCUCCAGCCCCCGGCCCACCAGCAACAGCUUCCCAUUCUUCCACCUGCCUGGCCCCACGCCUUUCCCGAUGCUGAUGGGACCUCCAGGCUCCAAGGGAGACUGUGGCUUGCCGGGUCCCCCUGGGCUGCCGGGAUUACCUGGAUCUCCGGGUGCACGAGGUCCUCGGGGUCCUCCUGGGCCAUACGGGAACCCAGGCCCGCCUGGCCCGCCUGGAGCCAAAGGACAGAAAGGGGACCCGGGACUCUCACCAGGACAGGCUCAUGAUGGGGCAAAGGGCAACAUGGGCUUGCCUGGGCUCUCCGGAAAUCCAGGACCCUUGGGACGGAAGGGACACAAGGGCCAUCCUGGUGCAGCAGGGCACCCUGGAGAACAGGUGAGGCCCGUGUCCGGACCUGCGGGCAGUCCAGGGGCCAAAGGUUACCCUGGCAGGCAGGGAUUCCCUGGACCUGUAGGAGAUCCUGGCCCCAAAGGCAGCCGGGGUUACAUUGGACUCCCGGGGCUCUUCGGCCUGCCGGGAUCGGAUGGAGAGCGGGGCCUCCCUGGUGUUCCUGGCAAGAGGGGCGAGAUGGGUAGGCCGGGCUUCCCUGGAGACUUUGGGGAAAGAGGCCCUCCUGGACUUGAUGGGAACCCUGGAGAAAUCGGUCUGCCAGGGCCACCAGGAGUCCCCGGCCUCAUUGGUGACAUGGGAGCAUUGGGUCCACUUGGCUACCCAGGACCCAAAGGCAUGAAGGGACUGAUGGGCGGCGUGGGGGAGCCCGGACUGAAAGGUGAUAAGGGUGAACAAGGGGUCCCAGGUGUGUCGGGAGAUCCCGGCUUCCAAGGAGACAAGGGGAGUCAGGGCUUGCCAGGGUUCCCAGGUGCCCGCGGGAAGCCAGGGCCUCUGGGCAAAGCUGGAGACAAAGGCUCACUUGGGUUUCCUGGACCUCCUGGUCCUGAGGGUUUCCCAGGAGACAUUGGCCCCCCAGGGGACAAUGGUCCUGAAGGCCUCAAGGGUAAGCCUGGAGCCCGAGGCCUGCCUGGACCGCCUGGGCAGCCGGGACCUGAGGGAGAUGAAGGACCCACGGGGCCACCAGGAGUCCCAGGCUUGGAGGGCCAGCCUGGAAGGAAGGGAUUUCCUGGGAGGCCUGGCCUGGAUGGCUCAAAGGGAGAACCAGGGGAUCCUGGACGGCCAGGGCCUGUGGGUGAACAGGGACUUAUGGGAUUCAUUGGUCUGAUCGGGGAGCCUGGAAUCGUGGGGGAGAAGGGAGACCGUGGAGUGAUGGGACCCCCAGGCGCACCUGGACCCAAGGGGUCGAUGGGCCAUCCUGGAACGCCAGGUGGUAUUGGGAGCCCUGGAGAGCCUGGAUCCCGGGGCCCUCCAGGAUCUCGAGGCCCGCCAGGCAUGAGGGGAGCCAAGGGGCGCCGGGGGCCCCGAGGACCUGAUGGACCAGCUGGGGAGCAGGGGUCUAAGGGCCUGAAGGGCCGUUCGGGACCUCGGGGCAGACCUGGCCAGCCGGGACAGCAGGGUGCAGCUGGUGAGCGAGGCCACUCAGGCGCAAGAGGCUUCCUUGGCAUCCCUGGUCCCUCAGGCCCUCCAGGUGCGAAGGGUCUCCCAGGAGAACCGGGCUCUCAGGGACCUCAGGGGCCAGUUGGUCCUCCAGGAGAGAUGGGACCCAAGGGGCCGCCGGGUGCAGUGGGAGAACCUGGCCUUCCCGGGGACUCCGGGAUGAAGGGUGACCUUGGACCUCUGGGCCCCCCUGGGGAGCAGGGCCUCAUUGGGCAGCGGAAGCCAGGCCUUGAGGGAGACCUUGGCCCCUUGGGGCCUGAUGGGCUGAAGGGGGACAAGGGUGACUCAGGACCCGAUGGUGAACGUGGUGAGAAGGGCCAGGAGGGACUGAAAGGAGAGGAUGGGCCCCCUGGGCCCCCAGGCGUCACCGGCGUCCGGGGUCCCGAAGGAAAGCCUGGCAAGCAGGGUGAGAAGGGCCAAAUGGGAGCUAAGGGUGCCAAGGGCUACCAAGGACAGCUGGGGGAGAUGGGCAUCCCCGGAGAGCCUGGGCCUCCUGGCACCCCAGGUCCUAAAGGGUCCCGGGGCACCCUAGGACCAAUGGGUGCUCCAGGACGGAUGGGAGCCCAAGGAGAGCCAGGACUGGCUGGCUAUAAUGGACACAAAGGCAUCACAGGACCUCUCGGGCCUCCUGGUCCCAAGGGCGAGAAGGGCGAGCAGGGAGAGGAUGGCAAGGCCGAGGGGCCCCCUGGGCCGCCUGGAGAUCGGGGUCCUGUGGGCGAUCGAGGAGACCGGGGGGAGCCAGGCGACCCUGGAUACCCUGGUCAAGAGGGAGUUCAAGGCCUCCGUGGAAAGCCGGGCCAGCAGGGCCAGCCCGGGCAUCCAGGACCCCGGGGGCGGCCAGGACCUAAAGGAUCAAAAGGCGAAGAGGGCCCAAAGGGAAAGCCUGGCAAGGCUGGGCCAUCAGGCCGGAGGGGGACUCAGGGGCUGCAGGGGCUGCCAGGGCCCCGGGGCGUGGUAGGGAGACAGGGCCCCGAGGGCCUUGCUGGACCUGACGGGACUCCUGGCAGGGAUGGCCAGCCAGGAUAUCAGGGAGAGCAGGGAGCUGAUGGGGCCCCUGGCCCCAUGGGCCCUGCUGGGAGAAGAGGAAACCCAGGUGUGGCUGGCUUACCUGGAGCACAGGGGCCUCCCGGAUUCAAGGGUGAAAGUGGGUUACCUGGGCAACUGGGUCCCCCUGGAAAGCGAGGAACAGAAGGUGGAACAGGCCUUCCUGGGAACCAGGGAGAGCCAGGAGCCAAAGGCCAGCCGGGUGACUCUGGCGAGAUGGGCUUCCCAGGAGUGACUGGCCUCUUUGGACCCAAGGGCCCCCCUGGAGACAUUGGCUUCAAAGGCAUCCAAGGCCCGCGGGGGCCUCCUGGCUUGAUGGGAAAGGAAGGUAUCAUUGGGCCCCCCGGAAUGCUAGGACCUUCUGGACUCCCGGGUCCCAAAGGUGACCGAGGCAGCCGAGGGGACUGGGGACUGCAAGGCCCAAAGGGUCCUCCUGGUCCAAGGGGUCGGCCAGGUCCACCGGGCCCUCCUUGGCAUCCUGUCCAGUUUCAGCAAGAUGACCUUGGGGCAGCUUUCCAGACAUGGAUGGAUGCUCACGGAGCAGUCAGAUCAGAGGGGUACAGCUAUCCGGACCAGCUGGUGCUGGACCAGGGAGGAGAGAUCUUCAAAACCUUACACUACCUCAGCAACCUCAUCCAGAGCAUUAAGACGCCCUUGGGCACCAAGGAGAAUCCAGCCCGGGUCUGCCGGGACCUCAUGGACUGUGAGCAGAGGAUGGCGGAUGGUACCUACUGGGUAGACCCCAACCUCGGCUGCUCCUCUGACACCAUUGAAGUCUCCUGUAACUUUACACACGGUGGGCAGACGUGUCUGAAACCCAUCACGGCCUCCAAGGUGGAGUUUGCUGUGAGCCGGGUCCAGAUGAAUUUCUUGCACCUGCUCAGCUCUGAGGGGACACAGCACAUCACAAUCCACUGCCUGAACCUGACGGUGUGGCAGGAGGGCCCAGGGCGCCUCUCUGCCAGGCAAGCCGUGCGUUUCCGCGCCUGGAAUGGACAGGUCUUCGAAGCUGGGGGUCAGUUCAGGCCAGAGGUGUCCGUGGAUGGCUGCAAGGUCCGUGAUGGCCGCUGGCACCAGACACUGUUCACCUUCCGGACCCAGGACCCGCAGCAGCUGCCCAUUGUGAGCGUGGACAACCUCCCACCUGUCUCAUCAGGGAAGCAGUACCGCCUCGAAGUCGGACCUGCGUGCUUCCUCUGACCUCCGACCUCUGACCUCCAGGCUCCUCUAGGCCUUGUUGGGGAGGGAAGAGGCUGGGGGCAGCUAGUCCCAGAAGAUGCGGGACCCCGCCUCAGGACCCCGGUGCAGGUCCCAGCUGUUAUCUGCUCAGCGGGAGUUGAGAGAGGGAAGCAGGCCGUCCUGGAGAACUGCCAAUCCCAGCUUAGCCCCAACCAAAGAGCCAGUCAAAGCAAGCAGGGCUUGCUGCCCACUCCAGCCCAUGGCCUGUUGCCCAGCUCUGUAGACACCCCCUCCCUCCCCAAAGAGUCCCUCCCCAUUGAUGCCACCUCAAGGGAAGGGGGUGUAUUGUCGGCUGGUCCCUGCUAGGGAGCUUUUGAUGUGCAAUAUUAGAAAGGAGAUAUGAAAAAAAAUAGAGGAGAAAAGGAAAGAAAGAAAUCUAUCUAUUAUAUAUAUAUAUAUUAUUUAAACAAAAAGAAGGUGUGUUACUAUUUUUUUUCACCUGGGAGAGGUGAGGAAGGACAAGAGAAGCUGGGGGUAUGGAGAGGCUGACCCCCAGGCUGGGGUGCUGUGCGCUACCUCCCACUGUGAAAUCGCUGGUGCUCACAAUUGUCUCUUGUAAUGUAUGUGAUUUUUUUUUAAGAAGAAAAAAAAAAACCUUAUUUAAGAUUCUGAAGGUGCUACUAUUUUUGUUGCCACAGGCUUUGAAGAAACGUUUUGAGUGGGGCCUUGUCCAUAAUCGUUCUCUCCUCCAAAUGGGGAUUUAACAAUGUUACUAGCAUUACCCCCAUAAUCUGCUGAGGAGGAAAAAAAAGGAAAAAGAAAAAAAGGAAAAAAGAAAAAAAAAAGAAAAAGAAAAAAUCCUACUAGAAACCAGAAGUAUGGAGAUUUCUGCUUCUGACCUUUGGGGAGGCGUUCUGACGUGGUCCUCCUUGCUCCUGGAGGGGUUUGGUUCCCUUUAGAAGACCCGACCUGGGAGAAGACUCCUCGGAUUUGAGGAAGAUGCCCCUCAGUGAGGGCUGAUCUGGAAGGUGAACUGUAAAUGCUGACCGUCUCUGAAGACCAAGGUUUCCCUCCCAGGAGCUCCUCUUCCGAGUGCAGCCAACCUUUCUGCUUUCUCAGAUCGCACAGCUGUGUAGAAACCCACAUCCUUUCCCCAAGCGCCUAUUUGUGUGGAGGAGGAAGAAUCAGUUAUGGGUACCUCAUCGGUCUCCGUAACAGUGACCUUCCAUGCAACCUGAAUAAGUCAGGACCCCAAUUGCAUUUCGAAGUUAUUUUAACUAUGGAAUUAUUUUUAUAGAAGGAAGAUUGAUGUCAAAGUCUGUAUUUGUGUGUUUCUAAAGUUGUGUCUUGUGAGGAAUUGGAUUUGCUUUCCAUUAUUUAAUACCUCACUUUGCCCCCCUCCCCCAGACGCUGCGUGUGUACCCCUGCCCGCCCCACCCCAGGCUAGACGUGCGUUUUGUCAUUCGGUCCUCAUCUGCGCGCUGUUUCCUGUUUCCCCUCUGUGUCUCUCUCGUCACCGGAUGUGUAUUCACUGUCGUUCUUCUGUUUCUGUCUAAGUGUCAGUGUGUCCAGACCCUCAGUGGGUUUCGUUUCUCGUGUUCCCUUCUGGACUUUAAAUAAAUAUUUAAAACUGAGCAACGGAA
Messenger RNA from Peromyscus leucopus (white-footed mouse), 7283 nucleotides. RefSeq names its product collagen type XXVII alpha 1 chain (gene Col27a1). Lineage: Eukaryota; Metazoa; Chordata; Mammalia; Rodentia; Cricetidae. The record is from RefSeq and is a predicted model, not a curated record. Gene Ontology annotation, molecular function: extracellular matrix structural constituent.